This is a messenger RNA of Contarinia nasturtii (swede midge), 839 nucleotides long. Its product is annotated as serine protease inhibitor dipetalogastin-like. NCBI's taxonomy places the organism in Eukaryota, Metazoa, Arthropoda, Insecta, Diptera, Cecidomyiidae. The record is from RefSeq and is a predicted model, not a curated record. Gene Ontology annotation, molecular function: protein binding. Bases 115 to 693 code for a protein of 192 amino acids. The transcript has a single exon.
UGUGAAACUUGAUCAAUUCAAUUCAAUCAAUCGAAACGAUAAAUUCAAUUAAAAUUAGCAAUAACUUCGUGUUAAUAAACGUAUAAAAACUAAAUUUCAAAUCAAGUGAAGAAAAUGAGUUUGAACAAAACGAUCAUAGUGAUAGUAAUUGCUGCGUUGGUGAUGCAGUCAAAAAGUUCGAUGCCUGAUAAUUCUGACAAUUGCUUGUGUACACGUGAAUAUAAUCCCAUUUGUGCUUCGGAUGGUAUAACUUAUUCGAAUAAAUGCCUUUUCGAAUGUGAGAAAAAACAAAAACGCAACUUGGAAAUCCGCGAACACGGUACAUGUGAUGAAGCCAGUAUUUCACCAGUUAAAGAAAGCGCUUGUGUUUGUACACUGAACAUCUCUCCUGUUUGUGGUAGCGAUGGAAAAACCUAUCCAAAUAAAUGUUCGUUAAAUUGUGCACAACGUGAGCUCCGUGGUCUGACAUUGAAACAUCAAGGAAAAUGCUCAAAAGAUCUUCCAAUUAACAAUGAAGUAAUUGAAAUGGAUUCCGUGAUUGAACAAUGCGCAUGUCCUCUUAUUUUAUCUCCGGUUUGUGGCUCAGAUGAAAAAACCUACUCAAAUCAAUGUGAGUUUGAUUGCGAGAAGAAAAUCACUAGAAAUUUGAAAAUAAAACACAAUGGAGAAUGCGAAAAGGCAGCUCAUAUGUGAUUUAGAAUGUUCAAAGUGCUGAAAAAAGCCGGAAAUUGAAGUCCAACAACUGACAAGCUGUGACAACAUAGCCAUAAUACAAUUUUAAACUCUCUUUAUUCAAUUAAAUUGCAAAAUAAAAUAUAUUUUUUGUAUGUAUUAUGAAA